CAUGGUGCGACGCGAAAUGGUUGUUUAUAUGCGAGCAAAGGGAGAGCGUGAAUCUUAGGGGAGAUUUUAUCCGUUCUGGCUGGCGGUGGUCUGGAAACCGUACACGCAAACACAAAUCGGCCGUCUCUGGUGCAAUUGAUACGGGCAUGGCACGGUACGGCAGGGUUGACUUCUGAAAGUUGUUCCAUAGGGGUGGAAGAAUUUCCGCGAGUGAUUGUGUGAGUGGAUAAAGUCCUGCUGAGCUUGCACACAGGGAAAGUAAUGAAUCGUACGGGUUGGAGAUGUAUUGCGCUGCGAAGGAUGUCAUAGGGAUGCGCCGCUGAUAAAGACGCGCGAGGGAGUGAGCGAGCGAGCGAGAGUGAAUCGCACUAGAUAGAGGAGUAGCAAAGAACAACAACAUUACUCAUUUGGGCCCAUCGUCGCAAUGAUUGAAUUUAUCAAGUGGCAUAUGGGGAGUGAGCGGUUGGCUGGUUGAUUGGAUGGCUGAAUGAAUUGGAAAUGGAAGCAGGCAAACAGUAUCACAUCGAACUCUGCUAGAGGCGUACACACAGCGGGCGAGUGCUUUGUCUAGUUUCCGUGUUUACAGUGCAGAAGUAGCACUUCGUGGCGGCGGUUCGCGAUUUUUAUGUGGUAUUUGCUCGCUCCGUCGAUGGAACGAGAUUUGUGCAACCGGGAGUGACUUUGUGAUUUAAUGUGAUUUUAGCGUUUAACGAGGUCACAGGUGGGCGAUAAUUAUUCUGCCGUUAAGUGGUGCAUUGCCGCGACGUAACAUGGACUGUUUUGGAAAAUUAGUCAAAAGCGGCUGAAGACAAAGAAGUUUUACGCCUGGAAGCUAAUUUAAUGAUUGAGAUCUAGUAAUACAAAAAACAACAAAUCAAAAUGAUGGAAAUUAGCGAAGUACCGCAGCAACAGCAGCAGCAGCAAUCGCAGUUGCCGUUGGAUUUUAGUGUCACCAUGGUUAACAUCAAGCUGAACAACUUGAACGUGAACUUAAACACAAAUAACAAUAGUAUAAGCAUACUAAAUAACAACAAUCCUCCAAACCAUGGUGGUCUGGCGAAUAGCAGCACCGGAAGUGGUCAACGGGAUGCGAUGGGAUCCCUGUUAGCUGCCCAUCAUCACCAUCAGCAGCAGCAGCAGCAGCAACAGCAGAAUGGUAGUGGAAAUUGUAAUAGCAGUAGUGCUGCCCUAACUAGUGCUUUCAAAGUGGUGAUGCCUCGAGGGAAAGCCGACGUAGCUGCCAACGGACUGUCGCCGCUGCUGAUCAACAACGAACUGUUGGUGAACCAUUACCGACGAUUGUUGCAUCCGGCGGCAGUUUCACGACUUCCCAAUGGAACCAACUCUACCACCUCCGGAUACGAUGAUUGUGUCGACGUACAAAAAGUUAACCGUGAUGAAAUCAAAUUCGGCAUCAGCCGGUUGGUCAAGAACGAAUCGGAGGACGAGGACAAUAAUAAUGUGUACCACCAGCAGAAUCACGUGACGAAUGCCUCCUCAAAUGGAUACGAUUCGAGCAGUCUCAGCGUGCGGUCUCGAUCGCGUAGCAGGUCAAGGUCCCGGGAUCGUUCCACCAGGUCCAGGUCUUCGUCGAUAGAGCUGGAAGUGGAUUCGCCACCUCCUCCGCGGAUCAGCAGUAUGUCACCAACGACAGAAAUUCCUCAUAUACCGAAAAAUUCGGAAGCGUUCUCGGUGUCGGCUCUGCUGAAGCGCGAGGAUGAACCCAAAUCUAAGUCGCCUUUGUCGAAUGGCUCAUUUGAGUGCGUGAGACCAAAUUACAGUCAGUUCUACGAGCAAAGCCUGCUAAAUCGACCACUAUUUCACCCGUUCCCGUUCUUCGCAAUGCUUCAGCAGCAAGGUCACCAAUUGAAUCCCGCCUUAAGCAACUAUCACGCUUCGACACCGGAAGACAUCCUCCGAUUGCGACAUUUCAUGGCUCAGAAUGCGGUGGCCGUGGCCGGUGGAGCAGGUGGUGGUGGUGGUGGUGGAGCGAAUGGACCGACCGUAGCCCAUCUGGAUUUUGGCCAUCCACAUCAUCCCCAUCACCUGCUAAUGCGACCAGAAGUGCACGCGCGGAGAACGCACAACGGCAAACGACCAUACGCCUGUGAGCUGUGCAACAAGACCUUCGGCCACGAGAUUAGUUUAAGUCAACAUAGAGCUGUGCAUAGUGUAGAGAAGGUAUUUGAGUGCAAGCAGUGCGGGAAGGCGUUCAAACGAUCCAGCACCUUGUCGACACACCUGUUGAUCCACAGUGAUACCCGCCCGUAUCCGUGUGGAUUCUGUGGGAAACGUUUCCACCAGAAGAGCGACAUGAAGAAGCACACUUACAUCCAUACCGGCGAAAAACCCCACAAAUGCCAGGUAUGCGGCAAAGCGUUCAGCCAAAGCUCGAAUCUGAUAACCCACUCGCGGAAGCACACCGGCUACAAACCGUUCCAGUGCGAGCUGUGCCACAAAGCAUUCCAGCGCAAGGUGGACCUGCGGCGCCACAAGGAAACCCAGCACACCGAGCUUCGGCCGAUGGUCAACUAACCGAAGGCCCUACCGGAAUUCACCCUUUGCUCGCCGGCGCUGAUUGGAGUUCCCGGUGGCGGGGUGGCUCCUCCCAGUAGCAGUGGUGCUGGCAGUGUUGGCGCCAUACUGCUUCCGGGGACCAUCAGUACCGAUGGUGAAUUCAUCGUGAUUGACUGAAAAAUCAAAAGACGGGAUGACACGGUGUAUCGAGUAUAUCAGUUAUUAUAGUUUAGAGUGUAGACCAAAUCCUACGUAUGUGUUGAAUGUAUAAUAUUGUACAAAGUGUAGACUAGCAGACUAGAAGAAUGUUUGGAGAUAUACUUUCUCUUUGUUAAAUUUACUUUUAGUUGUAAAAAUUUCCAUUAACCGUACUGUUUACUAGUAGCUAGGUAGUUUUAAUUGUCUCAAUUUCAAACCAAAUAGUAGUCUUCUCAAGGCCGAGUUUGUGAAAUUGGAAGCUAAAUCCUCGCUAUGUAAACCAGCAUCGAACCAAUAAACCUUCCCUAAGCUGUGCACUGCAUAAACUCCGGCCAAACUCGGUUAUGUUUGUAAAGGUCAACUACAAAAUUCUACGAUAAUUGUAACAAAUCUCUGAGAAACGGAUGACAGUGGAAAAAUAAACCUUAAUGUGCAAUUCUCAUAAAGUCAAAAUA
Molecule: messenger RNA, 3170 nt
Organism: Topomyia yanbarensis
Lineage: Eukaryota; Metazoa; Arthropoda; Insecta; Diptera; Culicidae
Product: fez family zinc finger protein 1-like
Exons: 8
Coding region: 880-2535 (551 amino acids)
Biological process (GO): regulation of transcription by RNA polymerase II
Molecular function (GO): RNA polymerase II cis-regulatory region sequence-specific DNA binding; DNA-binding transcription factor activity
Source: RefSeq, a predicted model, not a curated record